Symbiodinium natans is the source of this 1773-nucleotide messenger RNA. NCBI's taxonomy places the organism in Eukaryota, Dinophyceae, Suessiales, Symbiodiniaceae. The record is from the annotation of a GenBank genome assembly.
AUGCAAAGCGCCAUGGACGUGCUGGGAGUCCAGGGGGCUUCACAGAGAAGACUUGGGAAAUUCGGCGGGGCGCUUUGGCUCUUCGUGGCUGCGGCGGUGCUCCUGGAGCCCGUGUCCGGGGAGACCGAGGUGUGCCGGUGCGACUUUGCGGACGGCAGCUGGGAAAAGGACGUGCGACACAUGAUAAAUCACAUCCAAGCCUUCAAAGAUCACUUUCACGAUGCAACCCAUCCGACGACAGAGCUUAUAAAGAAAUACGACUGCACGGAGGAUUUGCGUGAGGCCGACAGUAAGUGCUGGCCCCGACAGUCAGCAGUGGCUGCAGUCUGCAUCCUGCAGGCUGUGUAUGCAACAUUUCGGCUCGUUGGGCCUCCAAAGGUGGAUAAUUACAGACAAGCUCUUUGGGCCAUGAGUAACCAUUGGGCCGCGGCCGUGCGCUCCGAGAUGGAGCAGCAGAAGGGGGUCUGUGCAGAGCAGCGCGCGAGCGCGGAGAAGGUCCGGGCACAGCGGCAGUUCGAGGCGCGGCGAGCCGAGGCCCAGGCCCGGGAGGAGGCGAAGAAGGCCGAGGCCGAGGCCACGGCCGAAGGGGCGCAGAGGCGUCUCGAGGAGUGCCAGGCAACAGCCCAGGAAGCCUUGAGCAGGUUCGAGGCAUCUGUGAAGAGAGCAGAGCAGCUUCUCAAGGAGAGCCAGGCAAGAGUGGAGAACGCCGAGGCCAGAGGAACGAAAGCCACGCAAGACUCUCAACUCCACGAGACCGCGGACUGGCGACCCUGGCAACUUCUGAUCUCUUUCCUGUUGCUGCUCUUCUGCUUCUGGGGGGUGACAGUGGGGUGCUCCAAGAGACGAGCCCGGGAACAGGGCAAAGUGCUACAUCAGCCGAAUGAAGACAUGGUCGAGGAGCUGGAUGCCAUGAAGGAUCGGAGCGAGCAGGCCGCAAAUGCUCCAAGUGGGGCUGUGGGCGCAACACAUAGAGCCGAGCAGAUUGUGACGCAGCUGGCGGAUCAGCUGGCUGAAGCCUUGCGAGAGUUCAAGGAACUCAUGCGGGAGCACCUGGAUGUCAUGAAGGAGGGUCAGCUAGGCCUCAGGAAGCAGGAAGCAAGCGCUGCGGGUGCGGUUAAGGAGGGCGCAACACAUCCGGCCGAGCAGCUCGCGACGCGGGCGGCUGACGAUGCCAGCGAGGUUUGGAGUCAUACCUCCUGGAUGGAAGUAAGCACAGCUGAAGCACUGGUGGCGAACUCCUCAAAGAUCUCUGCAGGCGGCACUGACAGCCCGGAGCCCUGCUGCUACCUCCAAGAGUCUCUUUUCCUCGCAGAGGACAAGCGAACGUACAUACAGGGCUUCGACCUUUACGAAGGCUGCAAGAUCACGGCGGCCGACGGCAGCGCGAUCCGCGUGCGAAAGGUUCCAGAACUCCACCGGGCAGAGAAGACCUUGAUCUUGCGGGCGGGCGGCGCCGUCCUGCAGGUAACCCCGGAUCAUCGCAUUGCGCUGCCAACCGGGGACGUGGUACUAGCUGGCAAGCUCGAAAUCGGUCAGGAGGUAUUGGUGCAAAACAUGCCAACCCGGCUGACCAGCAUUGAGCUCAGUCCCGUGCCCGUGAGCGUCUUGAAGUUGGCCUUCGAUCCGGACGUACCUGUGGAGGUCUUGGUGCCCCCGCCUGCCAUCCAGUCAAAAGGACUCGCAAAGAAGGCCCUGCGUCGCAGCCUGGUGGGGCGCCGUGGAAGCCAGGAGGAGCCAAGCAUCCCUGACACGGAGGCGGCCUACCAGGAUUGA